Messenger RNA from Daphnia carinata, 5112 nucleotides. RefSeq names its product peroxidasin-like. Bases 41 to 4597 code for a protein of 1518 amino acids. The transcript has 23 exons. The record is from RefSeq and is a predicted model, not a curated record. Gene Ontology annotation, biological process: response to oxidative stress. Gene Ontology annotation, molecular function: heme binding; protein binding; peroxidase activity. NCBI's taxonomy places the organism in Eukaryota, Metazoa, Arthropoda, Branchiopoda, Diplostraca, Daphniidae.
UUGUUUUCUGCUUGUUUUUAAUUAUAAAAAAAUAAAUAAAAUGGGAUUAUUGACAAUGUCGAACUACUUGAUGGUGGCGUUAAUCGCGUUUGUGAUGAUGGUGGACUUGAUUAACGCCGAAAUUCGAUGCCCGACCAGGUGUCUUUGCUUCCGCUCAACGGUCCGCUGCAUGUUCCUACAGUUGGAUCAAGUCCCGGCCGUCCCGGCCAACACUACCAUCCUGGAUUUACGCUUCAACCGAAUCAGGGACAUCGAGCCCAACACGUUCCGGGACAUGAAGAACCUAAACACGCUGCUGUUGAACAACAAUCACAUCAAUCAACUUCAAAAAGGUGUUUUCAACGGCCUCAAAGAACUCAGAUACCUGUAUCUCUACAAGAAUCGAAUCAAGGAUAUCGACAAGCAUACGUUUCACGAUUUGCCAAAGCUCGAACAGCUGUAUCUCCACUUCAACCAGAUCGACCACCUUGACCCGGAGACCUUCUCCAACGUCCCGUCGCUGGAGCGAUUGUUUUUGCAUAACAACAAACUGCAGCGCAUACCCAGCGGUGCGUUCCACAACAUGGAGUCACUCAAGAGGCUGCGAUUGGACAGCAACGCUCUCAUCUGCGAUUGUCAAAUGUUGUGGCUGGCCAAAAUGCUGCAAGAGAAACAAGGAACGACUCAGGCGGCCGCCAUCUGCCAGUCACCCGAUCAGCUUAACGGCCGCUCCGUGACUUCCCUCAUUGAAGAAUUCAAUUGCAAAAAACCGGUCCUGACCGAAGAGCCUACCGACGUUGAAAUUACCUUCGGCGGUACCGUUUAUUUUACCUGCAAAGCAGAAGGCGAUCCCGAGCCGGAUAUCGUCUGGCUCUACAACAAUAACGAAAUCAGCCCCGAUGACGAUCCCAAGUAUCAGGUGUUGCAAGACGGAACGCUGAUGAUCGAAAACGCAUCGGACAGCGAUAUGGGCUCGUACGAGUGCAUGGCAAAAAGUCCAGCUGGCGAAGUGAAAUCUCGUUCUGUUCACAUGAAACCGAUAUUAGCCAACAGCCACAACAACAACAACUCCACCAAAGUGAAACCAAAGUUCGUCGUAACACCUGAAGAUGUAGACGUACAAGACGGCUCGUCUGCCCGACUCGAUUGCGAAGUCGCCGGCCAUCCUAGACCGGUUAUCACCUGGACAUUCAACGACGGCCCGGUCGAUCGCCAAAGAACCGAAUUAUUAGCCAAUGGAGGAUUGGUUAUCCGACAGGUACGACAACGAGACGCUGGAACAUAUCGCUGCACUGCCGGCAAUUCCUUGGGAAAGAUUUCAGCACCUGCCCAGCUGAGAGUCCUCAGUGGGCCGGUGUUUAGCGACUGGCCUCGCGAUCAGACGACCUUCGAGGAGGCCACGGUCGAGAUGGGAUGCUCAGCUGAUGGAUAUCCGUCUCCAGGGUUGGUCUGGACUAAAGACGGCGCUCCGUUGAUGCCCGACGCUAGAACAGCCAUCGGACUAGUUCGGAUCCGUAUCGAACGUGUCCAGCUGAGCGAUCAGGGACGUUAUCGAUGCACAGUCUCCAAUCAGGUGGCCACGUUAGAAGCUGAAGCUCUUCUGACUGUCAUUCCGUCCGUCAGACCCACGCCUAGUCCGCCCCGGCCUGCGGCCGUGCCUCCAUCGUCGUCCAUUCAAUCGACCAAUCGCCGAGCGCCGUUCUUUGUCCGCACGCCCGAAUCCAUCGAAGUGCUGACCGGCAAUUCGGUUGAAUUGCUUUGCUCUGCCGAUGGUGAUCCAGCACCGACCAUCGUCUGGCGUAAAGACGGCCAAAAUAUGCGCCAAUUGACGCACGUCAUGCCGAUGGGCAACGGAAGUCUCAUCUUCCGGCAGGUGCAACUGAGCGAUGAAGGCACUUACGAAUGCACGGCCUUGAAUGAGAUGGGCGUGGUGGUUGCCCGCGCACGAAUGAGAGUCAGAGAACGCCGCUCGGUGAGUAAUCGUUUGGUCCUGUCGGCCGUGGAAGAGGCCCGUCGUGCUGUCGAUCGGGCCGUCAAUGAAACGAUUGCCGCUUUGUUUAAUCGCGAUCGUUCAUCACGGCUGACUCACAGCGAACUCAUCCGUCUCAAUCGAUUCCCGACGGCCACAGCUCGUGAAUUAGCCCGCGCCGCCGAAGUUUACGAACGCGCAUUGGCCGUUGUCCGUCGCCACAUCGAGAGCGGCCACCAGUUCAAUGUCACACGUGAAUUCUCUUACGAAGACGCGCUCAGUCCCCAGCAGCUUGACCUCAUCGCUAACGCGUCCGGCUGUUUGACGCACAGGAGAAAACCGGAUUGCAAUGACAUGUGUUUCCAUUCGAAAUAUCGGACGUUCGAUGGCACUUGCAACAAUUUUCAGCAACCACUUUGGGGCUCUUCUCUCACGGGGUUCCGGCGUUUGCUGAAACCGAUUUACGAGAACGGAUUCAAUUUGCCCGUCGGCUGGAGUCGCAGCACUAAUUACAAAGGGUUUACAAAGCCAAGCGCACGGUUAGUUUCCACGCGGGUCGUUACGACCACGCAAAUCACGUCGGACGAAAUUUACACGCACAUGUUGAUGCAAUGGGGACAGUUCCUGGAUCACGAUCUCGAUUUAGCUGUGCCCGGAAUGGCUUCCGAGAGUUUCGGAGAGUUUGUCGAUUGCCGGACGUCAUGUGAUUACUCAGCGCCGUGUUUCCCGAUCGAAGUGCCGCCAAAUGAUCCGAGAAUCCGUCAUCAUCGGUGCAUGGAAUUCGUGCGCAACAGCGCCGUAUGCGGCUCGGGCGCAACGUCGGUCCUUUUGAACACCAUGUUACCGCGAGAACAGAUCAAUCAACUGACAUCUUACAUCGAUGCAUCUCAGGUCUACGGAUCGACUGACAGAGAGGCUCGUGAAUUGAGGGAAGUGCACGGGAACAAUGGUCACCUAAGACGUGGUUUAUUGACGGAAACAGGGGGCCCAUUGUUACCCUUUGCCACGCCCAAUACUCCCGUUGAUUGUAAACGAGACAGAGAGGAAAGUGAGAUCGGAUGUUUUCUAGCUGGAGACGUUCGUGCAAAUGAACAGACUGGAUUGUUAGUCAUGCACACGCUAUGGUUUAGAGAGCACAAUCGCGUUGCGGAUGAACUGCGUGUAAUCAAUCCGCAUUGGGAUGGCGAUAUGCUCUACCACGAGUCCCGCAAGAUCAUCGGUGCUAUUAUGCAACACAUUACGUACGAGCAUUGGUUGCCGCUCAUCGUCGGACAUGAAGGAAUGGUUUCAAUGGGCGAUUACAAAGGAUACAAUCCGCAAACGGACGCUACCAUUUCCAACGUUUUCGCUACGGCCGCUCUCCGGAUGGGACACGGUCUCAUUCAGCCCGUUCUUCAGCGGCUCAAUGCCAGUUUCUUGCCCAUUCCGCAAGGUCAUUUGUUACUCCAGGACGCCUUUUUCGCUCCGUGGAGGUUGGUGGAACAAGGUGGAGUCGAUCCUAUCCUUCGAGGCCUUUUUGCUGGACCUGCCAAAAUUCGUCUAUCUGAUCAAUUACUCAAUGCCAAUCUAACGGAGUCGCUGUUCCGCCCUGCUCAUCUCGUAUCUCAAGAUUUGGCCGCUUUGAAUAUCCAACGAGGACGUGACCACGCCUUGCCCGGCUACAAUGAUUGGCGUCGCUACUGUAAACUGCCAGAAGCCGAAACGUUUGAUGAUCUUCAAUCUGAAAUCCAAAGUCAAGUCCUGAGGGAUAAAUUGCAGCAACUUUACGGACAUCCCAGUAAUAUUGAUAUUUGGGUGGGUGGCAUGGCUGAGGAUCCAGUUGAAGGUGCUAAAGUUGGACCCACAUUCCGGUGCUUGCUGGUCGAACAAUUCCGGCGUUUGAGAGAUGGUGACAGAUUCUGGUACGAAAAUCCGGCUGUUUUCAAGCCGGAACAGCUGACUCAAAUCAAGCAAUCGACGUUGGCCAAAGUCAUUUGCGAUAGCAGUGACGACAUCCUCGAAGUUACAAAAAAUGUUUUCAAAAUGCCCAAUCUUCAAUCGCCAUCUUUCGUCACUUGCAAUGAAAUACCUAAAGUAGAACUGAGAUUCUGGGCCGAAUGUUGCCAUGAAUGCAGCAAUGCUGGCCAAUUCAAUUCCAUUACGCGCCGGACAAGACGCUCUCCCAAUUACUCGUAUCCGGAAGAUAAACCUGCGUAUGGAGAAGCGUCUGUGUUAUCUAUAACAUCUUCGACAUCGGAUAGUUUUUAUAACAAUUCGAUCCCCGGCGAUGAAGAGUCCUCUCGAAAACGAGUCGAUCCUCAAGUGUUCCGUCAACAGUCAGAGCAACCGGACGAGCGAAUCGAAGGAUUAGAAGCCAUGAUAGCUAAGAUGCAGCGGACUCUAAAAAAAAUGUCCCGAAAGUUGAAACACGUGGAGAGCGUUUGCCUCGACAAACCGAUCAAGAAGAAACAUGGAACGAAACAUUCACAAACGAAUUGUUUGGACAGCGAUGGCGUGUCGCGGGAAAAUGGGGAAUCGUGGGACAAGGACAGCUGUACCGAAUGCAACUGCCUGGGAGGAUUUAUUCGAUGCACAACUUUGCAGUGUCCUAUUUGCGAGAAUCCUCGUCAAGUAGAAGGUGAAUGUUGCCCACUGUGCGACGUCGAGUGAUUACGAUCGUCUUUGUUUAAUGUUUGGAAGGCUCUCUAGUGUGACUCGCAUUUGUAACGUGAAAACACGUUUUGUUUGUUUUAUUUUGUAUACUAAACGAAGGAAGAAAUGUGUGCGACGUUCCAGUGAUUUUCUACUCAAAACAAACAGUCGCAAAAAAAAGGGAAUUCAUCGUUUUCAUAGCCAAAAGUCUUUUAGUUUUGCAACUAAUCUCUAAUGCCAACUCUUUUAAAUCUUUGUUUUUUCCCGUUCAAUACUUAAAUAUAAGGAGGGCUUUUUUUUUUUUUUUUUUUGGAAAUUCCAUAUGAUGUUUCUUGUCAAUUGCAAGUCGGACCGGCCUUUCCUGGUUAUUCAUUUUCAUCGCUUCUUGCCAGUUGCCACUCCAGUAGCGUAUAGCAGAUUGGACGCUCAACUCACUGUUUAUUUUUAUUCCGAUUGUUGGUAAUGAUAAGGUGUUCACUUUAUUUGGCAGUGACUGGCGUCUGGUUCUGAUCAAUAAACAUAUGGCUCAUUUC